UACAGUAACAGUGUUGGAACAACUUAAUUUUUGUGUGUAAUCCAUUUAAAAUACGUUUUUUUUUGUCCUUCUAAUGAUGAAAAAUACCUUUUAUUUUGGAGGAAAAGCUAGUUCCUCGAGCUCGGUGUGGUUUGUUGACUAUAAUUAAAAGUUUUCUUAAUUCAUGAAGGCUUGGUGCCGUUUUUUAUUGACUGUCUGAUUUCUCUGUUUCCAGUCACCAGGUUUCGGUUCUCUGGCGGUGAAGCGUCUUUUUCCUCCCCCGGAUCCCCCACUCCGCUGCCAGCUCCUCUAAUUGGAAGCCCCGGUGUGCUCCGGAGGAUCUCCACCGGACCAUCUGCUGCUCGGACUGCUCGGUGCGUCACAGCUCCGCCCCUCGGAGGUGAUCCCCGGGUUUAAAAGCGCACCAGUGGAGCGGCGUCCGGAGCAGUGCGUCACGGCGACCCAGCAGCGGCAGGAUCCCCCACCACAGCCGGGCUCUCUCUCCGCGAACACCGCGUCCCGCUCCGACUGCUGCUCUCAACACCGGUUCGGAUACUUGUUUGUUUUUAAAGAUUCCAAAUAGAAAGUGCAGUUUUUUGGCGCUUUGUGACUGCGGUGACAGGACCGUGCGCAACAGCUGGAGGAUAUAAACACUCCGCUAUAUGGAUCAGGACUCAUCUGCAGCUGCGCUCACAGUUUGAUCUCACACGUUGGAGAAAAUGAAAUCAGCUGAAGAGGACGCGUAUGGCUACACGCCAAAUGUCAGCCUCUCCCUCCCACCGGGCAACCCUUGUCUUCCCUCCCAGUACCACAGCCUCCAGUCCAGCCCCUCCAUAUCUGUGUCCGUCAGUGAGCCUCACAGCUACGACUCCCAGGACGACAUGAGGGCAGCCAGUUACUAUUCUUCGUCCUCAGGAAUCCGUCCAAACGGGGCGCCAACCCUGGAGAGCCCUCGGAUAGAGAUCACGGCCUACGGUCAGUUUCCUGAGGAUGAGGUGGAGGAGAGCAACCUCCCCAUUGCCAAGCGAGUCAACUCCAUCGUGACGCUGACGUUGCCCAGCGCCGACGGUUACCGUGACCCGACCUGCCUGAGUCCAGCCAGCAGCGUUUCCUCUCGCAGCGGCCUCUCUGAUGCCUCCUCCUACGAGUCAAGUUUCUCCUACAAUUAUGAAAACUCGCCCCAGAACUCCCCCUGGCAGUCUCCCUCGGUGUCCCCAAAGGGUUCUACCCUCGCCCUGCCCGGGGAUGGCUGCGCCUCCGGUGGGUCUCCUCGCCACUCCCCGUCCACUUCCCCUCGCACCAGUGUCACCGACGACACUUGGAUUGGCCAGCGUGGCUCCAGGCCCAACUCCCCUUGUGGAGCGAAGAGGAAGUACAGCUUCAACGGCAGCGGGGCGACACAGAAGCACUUCCCGUACUCUCCCAACCACUCGCCCGGACCGUCCCCGCAGACCUCGCCCCGCCUCAGCGUCACCGAGGAGACCUGGCUGCCAAACACCAACCAGUACACCAACUCGGCCAUCCUGGCAGCCAUCAAUGCCCUGACCACAGACGGAGUGGCUGACCUCGGGGAGGGAAUCCCCAUGAAGGCCCGAAAAACCAGCGUGGAGCACAACCCCACGGUCAGCCUGAAGGUGGAGCCCGGAGGCGAGGAGCUAAGUCCCGGGGAGCUCUGUCAGGACGAACACCCGGCAAACCGGCUUCCCCUGAAGAAGGAGGGCUACUGUGGGGGGUUUCUGGAUGUCCCACAACAUCCUUAUUCCUGGUCAAAGCCGAAGCAGUACGUCAGCCCGUCCUUGCCAGCUCUCGACUGGCAGCUGCCGUCCAGCUCAGGUCCGUACAGCCUCCAGAUCGAAGUCCAGCCCAAGUCGCACCACCGAGCCCAUUACGAGACGGAGGGCAGCCGUGGAGCCGUGAAGGCGCUGGCGGGAGGACAUCCAGUAGUCCAGCUGCACGGCUACAUGGAGAGCGAACCUCUGACCCUGCAGCUCUUCAUCGGUACCGCUGACGACCGGCUGCUGAGGCCUCAUGCCUUCUACCAGGUUCACCGCAUCACCGGCAAAACGGUGUCGACGCCGAGCCACGAGGCGCUGCACAACAACACCAAGGUGCUGGAGAUCCCACUGCUGCCCGAGAACAACAUGAGGGCCAUAAUCGACUGCGCAGGAAUCUUGAAGCUGCGGAACUCGGACAUCGAGCUGAGGAAAGGAGAAACCGACAUCGGACGUAAGAACACGAGAGUCAGGAUGGUUUUCAGGGUUCACAUCAACCAGGCGACGGGCAGAACGGUGUCUCUGCAGGCCGCUUCCAACCCCAUCGAGUGCUCCCAGAGAUCGGCCCAGGAGCUGCCGCUGGUGGAUAAGCAGAGCCUGGAGACUAGUCCGGCCGCCGGGGGCGAGAGGAUGCUCCUGGACGGACACAACUUCCAGCACGACUCCAAGGUGGUGUUCGUGGAGAAGGCUCAAGAUGGUCACCACCUCUGGGAGACCGAGGCCAAGAUUGAGAGAGACGCCUCAAAGCCUAAUUCGCUCCUGGUUGAAAUCCCUCCCUACAGGAACCAAAGACUCUCCACUCCCGUCCACGUCAACUUCUACGUCUGUAACGGCAAGAGGAAAAGAAGCCAGUACCAGCGCUUCACCUACGUCCCUGCCAGCGUUCCGACAAUAAAGACGGAGCCUCACGACGACUACGACGCCCCUCUGGUGUGCACCGGCUCCGGCCUGGCGCUGCACCCCAAGCCCUUCUACCCGCCUCAGGUCGUGACCCCCAUGAUGCCCUCCGAGCUGCGGUCGUGCAUCGGCCCGUUCCCCGUCAACCAGCAGCGACUGCCGGCCAAACCGUCCUCCAGCCCGAGCGCCAGCCCCAAACUGCACGACCUCUCGCCGCCGCCCUUCUCCAAGUGCCUUGCCCCGGGCCCGGCGCUCCCCCAGUCGCCCGUCCCCCACGUCUCCAUCAUCCAGGAGGCCCCGGGACGCUACCAGCCCUCCGGCCUCUACCCGCCCAGCAGCUCCUCGUCCUCCCCGACCUCGCAGCCCUCCACCCCGACCGACGCCCCCUUCUCCCCGCCCCACUGCCUGACCCCGGCCCAGCCCGGCAGCACCAGCCCCGGGGCCCAGCAGCACCCGAAGGUGGCGGAGAGGGGCGGGUCCUCGCCGCCGACGCUCGCCGUCAGCAUCAAGCAGGAACCACAGGAGCUGGACCAGAUGUACCUGGACGACGUCAACGAGAUCAUCAGGAACGACCUGUCGAGCAUCUCCGUCCACAGCCACGCAUAGUGUCGCCUCCAAACAUCCAAAAACAAAAAGGGAAGCACCAAACAAACUUUGCUGCACAUGCUCGGACUUCAGCAUGCCGGCAGCAGGAAUCAGUGUAAAUGAAUCCGACCAGGGUCCAACGCGUGCCUUGUUUUCAUAUUUACUGCCUUUACGUAGAGUAAACUGACUUUUUAAGACGUGUAAAUUAAAUAUGUAGCAACCGAACCUGCCCUUACAACAAAAGUGUGCUUUUAGAGGACCAACAUUUGUGUUUUUUAUGUCUUUCGUGCUGCAGUUUUGUAAAUCAGUGCCUCUGAAUUAUGGAAUUUGUAUAUACAGUUUGUGUACCGCUUCAGUUUGCAUAUCUGGCUUUUUACAGAGAGACAGUUUUACAAAAGAGGGAGAAAAAAGUGCCUUUUUGACUGGAACAGCCUGAGUUUGACUACAUGACCUCAACAUUCAUUUUAAGUUGAGCUGAUGUAGCUUGGAAAAAGAGACAAUCAUGAAAUAACACCAAAAUAUUAAAUAGUGACAUCUUUAGCGGACGUUAGCCAUUGAAAGGUUCAGGUGAGGUUGUAGCAGAAAAAGCUCUGAAUGUAUUAAUUAUGUGUUUUAUUUCUCAUUUGUAAGAUAGUUUUCUUAUUUCCAAAGUGACAUUAGCACUCAAAAGUUCAGUGAAACUGUUUUUGCAACCAACGAUAAGCACUUAGCCGCUAAUUUUGUGGUGCUAUUCCAUUAAAGAGCCCUUAUUCUGCACAUAUUUAAGUUUAUAAUUAGAUUUUUGGGGUCUAUUUGAAUAUGUUUACAUUCUUAAAUGCUCAAGAAGACACUUUAUUUUUCUAAUAAUACUGCAAAUUGCUGCAGCUCCUCUGUUGGAAAUGCUCCGUUUUUGGGCUACUGUCACUUGAAGAAGCCCCUCCCUAAAACAGCCCACUCUGCUCUGAUUGGUCAGUUGGGUUUUUGAAAUUUAGGCCACAUUGGUUGUGUGCUUUAACUCCAGAUUCAUAGUGGUGUUUGACUCCGUCUACUUUACCAACAGAACAUACUGAUUUAGCUAAAAUGUAGAAAGUAAGAUGCAAAACAGCUACUUUAAAAUAAUUUUUUAAAAAUACCCUGAUACUGUAUUGAUUAGGAAAAAAGCUCCAGUUUAGAUUGAAUGCUUUUUUCCCCACAAUUUGUAGAGGUUCACAACAACUUUACAGACUUUUAUCUCCAGUGAAGUUCUUGCCUAGCUUAAGUUGUAAACCAUAGUAUUAUAGGUUGAGGUUUAAAUACCUUUUUUUUUAUUACAUUUAGUUCUCUUUAGAUUUUUAGGCCUAAACUAAAAGAAAUGCCAUAAAUUAGAUCAUUUUGUAAUGUAUUUUAUUGUAAUUUAGAGCCAUUGAACUGUGGAAAAUGUGACCAAACCAGCAUAUGGAUUAAAAUACAAAUGAAAGUACUGUCAGUUAGCAAGUUUGACCAAAAUACACAUCCAAAUACACGUCCAAAGUAACAAAAAUACCAAGAAAACUAGCUUAAACCCAUGUUAAAUUUGCAGAAAAGUUUUUCAACAAACUGCCAAUGAAUCUGGUUUCUUCAAAUCAUGCACCAGGAAAGUAAAUGUUCACUAAAAUUAACUUUUUUAGCUUCUCUUGGAAUUUUAAAGCUUCAUCAGAUGCUACACAUUAGCUGUACUAUUGUUCACGUCCACAUUCCACAACUAGAAAUCGCCUAAAUCUACUGUAGUAUACUACAAAAUAAGACAAUUUAACAGUUUCAAAGUAUAUUCAAAACAGCUUGACUGGAAAAAUAAUGUCAGACUUCGAAGAAGAUGCUAAUUUUCUGUUUGAGAGCCUAGCUAGCUGUUAGCUAGUUGUUAUGCAAAGCAGCUACACGAUGAUGUCAGUAAGUAACAGAAGAGCAGCCUGGAUAUAAAAUGAGAUGUUUAAGGCCCUAUUGUUAGCUUCUGUUUUUCUAAACCAGAAUUCAGCUAAAUCUGAUGUAGCAAACUGCAAAAUAAGAGGAUUUCACAGUUUCGUGCUGCAUUCAAAGCAGCUCUACUGAAAAAAAAUAAUGUCAGAUUUCAAGUAAGAUGCAAAUUUUUUGUUUGAGAGCCAAACUAGCUGAUAGCUAGUUUAUCAUGCAAAUUAGCUACACGAUGAUGUCGAUACAUAACAGAAGAACAGCCUGGAUAUAAAAGGAGACGUUUAAGGCAAAUAAUGAGAGAAUAGGUCGGCGCUAUGUUAGCUUCUGUUUUCCUAAACUAGAAAAUGGCUAAAUCUGCUGUAGCUAACGGCAAAAUAAAACAAUUUAACAGUUUCAUGCUACGUUCCAAGCAGCUCUGCUAAAACAAAUAAUGUCUACUUUUAAUGAAGAUGCUCAUUUUUGCUUUGAAAGCCAAACCAGCUGUUAGCUAGUUGUUAUGAAAAUUAGUUACACGAUGAUGUUGAUCAGCAACAGAAGAACAACCUGGAUAUAAAAUGAGACGUUUAGGACAGAUACAGAUAGAAUUAUUCCUUUUUUCAUGAAAUUUGGACCUUUAAAAUGCACAAAAGCAGCUAUUUAACAGAAUAAAUUAAAGGGAACCCCCCCUAAAAGCAGAAUAAGGGCUCUUUAAUGUAACAAGUUUUUGCAUUGUUUUUUCUUUCUUGAUAUGUUUCCCAAGUCUGAUGUCUUUCUUGAGUGGUUUUCUAAAAGAAAGUGACUUGAAAGCAGCAUUGGAGUAAAAACUGGUUUAUCAGAGAAGGAAUCAUCUCAGUUUGGACGAAGCUUGACGUUCAUCCUCCUGGAAGCUAUGCAACACGCAGCUCGAACCCAAAGAAACCCUCACAGCAAUACAGAUAUAUUCAUUUUUUAAUGUUUGUUUUUAUAUUUAUUCUCUCUAGCAUGUGCUCUGUUUACUCAUGUUUAUCAUACAGCUUCUUUUACAGACUGCGGUUUUUGUUUGCGCUCUUAAAACAGAAAUAAUAACUGAACGCAAACUUGUAUUUAUGAGUCUUAAUCUGUGUAACUGAAGAGCAUGGAGCGUUUACCCAGUCAGACACUCGUAACUUGGCUUUCUGAUAUAUUUUGUGUAUUUGUCAAUAAACAUGCCUUCAUCUCUUU
Messenger RNA from Acanthochromis polyacanthus (spiny chromis), 6317 nucleotides. It is a transcript of the gene nfatc1, whose product is annotated as nuclear factor of activated T cells 1. The transcript has 10 exons. Bases 699 to 3254 code for a protein of 851 amino acids. Gene Ontology annotation, biological process: calcineurin-NFAT signaling cascade; regulation of transcription by RNA polymerase II; cytokine production. Gene Ontology annotation, molecular function: transcription factor binding; RNA polymerase II cis-regulatory region sequence-specific DNA binding; DNA-binding transcription factor activity, RNA polymerase II-specific. The record is from RefSeq and is a predicted model, not a curated record. Gene Ontology annotation, cellular component: transcription regulator complex. Lineage: Eukaryota; Metazoa; Chordata; Actinopteri; Pomacentridae.